AUGAUCGCCGGUAUUGUAGUGCAAGUUACUACAAUGACCGUCUUUAUUGUUCUUAUCAGCGAAUACGCUUUCCGUUAUGUCAACAACAUGCCUCUCAGGAGGACGACAAAAGAUCCAGCAUCCCAUCAUUCUCCAUUAGAUACGCGUCGUCAAAUUUUGUUGUUCGCUCUGGUUAUCACGACGCUUCUGCUGUUCAUUCGUGCUAUCUAUCGUCUCGUCGAGCUCGGCGGUGGGUGGAGUGGCAAGGUUGCCCAAACAGAGUGGUUCUUCAAUGUCUUUGAAGCUGGAUUGGUCACCCUCGCGUUCUUCAUAUGGAAUGUCGCACAUCCUUCUCUUUUGCUUGAAGAGCACACUCCUGAAAAUUACAAUUUGAACGUUGGACUGAAGCAAGGGAACAGUGUCGGGAAGUAUCGUGCCUUGACGGACUGGCAAACAGACUAUUCUCAAUAA
This is a messenger RNA of Marasmius oreades (fairy-ring Marasmius), 450 nucleotides long. RefSeq lists its product as uncharacterized. The coding region runs from base 1 to 450 and encodes 149 amino acids. The record is from RefSeq and is a predicted model, not a curated record. Lineage: Eukaryota; Fungi; Basidiomycota; Agaricomycetes; Agaricales; Marasmiaceae. Gene Ontology annotation, cellular component: plasma membrane; fungal-type vacuole. The transcript is spliced from 4 exons.